Messenger RNA from Centrocercus urophasianus (Greater sage-grouse), 2082 nucleotides. RefSeq names its product phenylalanine hydroxylase (gene PAH). NCBI's taxonomy places the organism in Eukaryota, Metazoa, Chordata, Aves, Galliformes, Phasianidae. Bases 1 to 1341 code for a protein of 446 amino acids. Gene Ontology annotation, biological process: L-tyrosine biosynthetic process; L-phenylalanine catabolic process. The record is from RefSeq and is a predicted model, not a curated record. The transcript is spliced from 12 exons. Gene Ontology annotation, molecular function: phenylalanine 4-monooxygenase activity; iron ion binding.
AUGCGGGCGCUGUCCGUGGUGCUGCCCCUACGGCCGUGCGGGUCGGGCCUGGGUGGGUGUGGGGUAGGGAUGCCACCGUGGGUUGUGCAGGGCUUUGUGCAUGUGGACGCGAAUCUGCUCAAGAACAUGCAUGCUCACUCAGAAAGGUGGGAAAAAGGCAUAAAUCUGACUCACAUUGAAUCUCGACCUUCUCGUCUCAAUAAAGAUGAGUAUGAAUUCUUCAUUAACUUGGAAGGCAAUAAUGUCCCAGCGUUGGAUAAGAUCAUCAGGUCCUUAAGAAAUGAUAUUGGAGUAACAGUGCAUGAGCUUUCACGGACAAAAAAGAAGGACACUGUGCCAUGGUUCCCAAGAAGUAUUCAGGAGCUGGACAGAUUUGCCAAUCAGAUCCUAAGUUAUGGAGCGGAGCUGGAUGCUGACCAUCCUGGAUUCAAAGAUCCUGUGUACCGGGCCCGGAGGAAGGAGUUUGCAGACAUUGCUUACAACUACAGACAUGGUCAACCUAUUCCUCGAGUUACCUACACAGAAGAAGAAAAGAAAACUUGGGGCACUGUCUUCAGAGAGCUGAAGAAUCUCUAUCCAACUCAUGCUUGUUAUGAACACAACCAUGUCUUCCCACUUCUGGAGAAGUACUGUGGCUACCGGGAGGAUAACAUUCCCCAGCUUGAAGAUGUUUCAAAGUUCUUGCAGACCUGCACUGGAUUUCGCCUGCGUCCUGUUGCGGGCUUGCUCUCCUCUCGGGAUUUCUUGGCUGGACUGGCAUUCCGAGUAUUUCACUCUACGCAAUAUAUUCGCCAUGCAUCCAAACCUAUGUACACACCAGAGCCUGAUAUUUGCCAUGAGCUACUAGGACAUGUGCCUCUUUUUGCUGAUCCCAGUUUUGCUCAGUUUUCCCAGGAAAUUGGCCUGGCAUCUCUGGGAGCUCCAGAUGAUUUCAUCGAGAAACUUGCUACGGUUUAUUGGUUUACUGUGGAGUUUGGACUAUGUAAGGAAGGUGAUUCACUAAAGGCAUAUGGUGCUGGGCUGCUGUCUUCAUUUGGGGAGCUGCAGUACUGUUUAUCAAGUAAGCCUGAGAUUCGGCCUCUCGUUCUGGAGAACACUGCUGUGCAGAAUUACACUGUUACUGAGUUCCAGCCUGUCUACUUUGUUGCUGAAAGUUUUAAUGAUGCUAAGGAAAAGCUAAGGAAAUUUGCCCAAACAAUCCCUCGUCCUUUCUCUGUUCGGUACAAUCCCUACACCCAGAGGAUCGAAGUCUUGGACAAUGCAAAGCAGCUGAAGAACUUAGCUGACACUAUCAACAGUGAGAUGGGGAUCCUCUGCAAUGCCCUCCAGAAGAUCAAAUGAAGAUUUUCUGUAACUCUUGCAAAUCACUGGCUACAUAGAAGAAGUCGUGCAAAAAUGCCAGUCUUCACUUAGCUUCAGCUUAUUAUCUUACUGUGUACUGCAUGCCUAUAUCAUAUAUCUCAGUUAUCAUUAUCAUUAUUAUUAUUAUUAUUAUUAUUAUUUUGGCCUUCAGACACUAAUCCAUUUUUUUCUCAUUAAAGCCUAACAAUAAUCUUAGUACUGGGAAUCUAGGGAAACUCUCCACAUAUAUCUUAACAAAAUUAUCAGAAGGGGGAGAUCUCCACCAUGCAGUGCUACGGCCUGUUACAAACAUGGGGUUGUGUUACCACACUUGGCCCAGUGACAGAAUAAUAAUGACCAACACAGAGUAAUCCAUCUUUUAUUCUUUUUUCCUCUCAGACAUUCUCCCCUCACUUCCUCAUAUUUGUGCAUGUUUCCAUGAAAUGCUGAACUCUAUAUGCUUCAGAAGUCUGCAUACUGCCUGGCCCUGUAAACCAUGACUUCGCUUGGUGAAACUGUACCUCUUUUUUUACACAUGAACGCCUCUGUCCUGAAAUAAUACUUUUUUUUUUUUCUUCAGAAUUUGAUGUUGCCAUUGAUUAAAAGCACAGAUGCUAAUGGAAAAGACAGCAAGUAUGCUGCAGCUUCAAUAGCAGAAAUUUAUCACAAAAAUAUGCAAAAUAUGCAAAAAUAUACUGUAUUUGCACAAGCACUAAUCCCAAAAUGUUUUCUUCAGACCAA